Messenger RNA from Oikopleura dioica, 486 nucleotides. The record is from the annotation of a GenBank genome assembly. NCBI's taxonomy places the organism in Eukaryota, Metazoa, Chordata, Appendicularia, Copelata, Oikopleuridae.
AUGAUUUCUCCCUCGGGAUACGAACCCCUUUCGUCGGAAAACGAAAAGCAACUCGAAAGUACCGAACUCUCCGAAGUAACGACUAAAGAAAAUGAGAACGAAGAACGAAGAAAAAUGCUAGAAUCGGGAAGAAAAGAAGCGAUUUUACAUGAACCCGAAGUUUCGAUGAUUCAGCGCGAGAGCAUGUGUUCAAUCGCUUCAGAAAUGUUCAUCCCGUUCUUCUUCGCUGGCGUGGGAAUGGUCCUCGCAGGACUAGAACUCGACAAAGUCCAGCACUGGACCAGCUUUCAAGAAGUUAACGGACUCUACAUUCUCGUUCCUCCGCUGCUUGGACUCAAGGGAAAUAUUGAAAUGACGCUGGCUUCGCGGCUUUCUACUGCAGCGAAUUUGAAGAUUCUGGAUCAGUGGGAUUCGCUAAAGAAGAUUGUCUUUGGGAACUUGGCGCUUUGUCAGUGUCAGUUACGGCGUUCAAACUCGAUGAAAUAA